CCUAAACUAGAAAAUUCAAUACGCUACCUUGCUUCGACCGAAGUCCUCUCCCUCUCUCUCUCUCUAGACAUAUUCAAAUCCGAUUCUCUCUCUAGCCUCCCCGUCGCCGCUGUCGUCGCCGGUCGCCGUCGCAGAGCCGCGGAGGAGGAGAGGAGAGAGAGAGAGAGAGAGCGGAGAGACGCCGGUGCGGGGAUGGGGCAGCAGUCGCUGAUCUACAGCUUCGUGGCGCGGGGGACGGUGAUCCUGGCGGACUACACGGAGUUCACCGGCAACUUCACCAGCGUCGCCUUCCAGUGCCUCCAGAAGCUCCCCGCCACCAACAACAAGUUCACCUACAGCUGCGACGGCCACACCUUCAACUUCCUCGUCGACGACGGCUUCACAUACUGUGUGGUGGCCGUUGAAUCUGUCGGUCGGCAAGUUCCAAUUGCUUUCCUUGAGCGAGUCAAGGAUGAUUUUACAAAGAGAUAUGGCGGUGGAAAAGCUGCAACUGCAGUUGCCAAAAGCCUAAACAAGGAAUUUGGGUCCAAAUUGAAGGAGCAGAUGCAGUACUGUGUGGAUCAUCCAGAGGAGAUCAGCAAGCUUGCUAAAGUAAAAGCCCAGGUUUCAGAAGUAAAAGGAGUUAUGAUGGAAAAUAUCGAGAAAGUUCUUGAUCGUGGAGAGAAAAUUGAGCUUCUGGUCGACAAAACUGAGAACCUCCGAUCCCAGGCACAAGAUUUCAGGCAGCAGGGUACUCAGAUCAGAAGGAAGAUGUGGCUGCAGAACAUGAAGAUCAAGCUGAUCGUACUCGGCAUUUUGAUCGCUUUGAUUCUCAUCAUCGUCUUAUCCAUUUGUGGCAAUGGCAAAUGUAAAUAAAUUUUGGAGCUUUGGAGAGAUUGCAUUAAUUUCAAGUCACACACAGUAUGGACGCGUGUUCUAUAUGACAGUAUUUAAUUGCUGUGUAUAGUCUUGUACUCUGAACUUUUGUUCUAGCGAGUCUCACGUGUGCUUUUAACUUUCUGGUUCUUGAGAUUUCCAUUAGUCUUAUUUUGGUA
Messenger RNA from Eucalyptus grandis, 1034 nucleotides. Its product is annotated as vesicle-associated membrane protein 722. Bases 193 to 855 code for a protein of 220 amino acids. The transcript is spliced from 5 exons. Gene Ontology annotation, biological process: vesicle-mediated transport. The record is from RefSeq and is a predicted model, not a curated record. Lineage: Eukaryota; Viridiplantae; Streptophyta; Magnoliopsida; Myrtales; Myrtaceae. Gene Ontology annotation, cellular component: membrane.